Elaeis guineensis (African oil palm) is the source of this 657-nucleotide messenger RNA. Its product is annotated as protein RADIALIS-like 4. Lineage: Eukaryota; Viridiplantae; Streptophyta; Magnoliopsida; Arecales; Arecaceae. The record is from RefSeq and is a predicted model, not a curated record. Gene Ontology annotation, molecular function: DNA-binding transcription factor activity.
GUCUAUAGAGUUCAUAAACUUACAGAAGUCCUUUCCCUUCGGUGAUCGCCCAACUUCUCUCCUUUCCAUCUUCCAACUCUCCACCAGUACUAUCCGCUACAAUCUUAAUCCCAUUCCUAGCAUCCUGCUGACAGAUGGCCUCCAGUUCAAUGAGCGUCUCACGCACCUCGGACUCCUCAUGGACCCUGAGGGAGAACAAGAGGUUUGAGGAGGCCCUGGCGAAGUAUGACAAAGACACCCCCGACCGCUGGCGCAAAGUGGCUCAGGCCGUCGGCAGCAAGUCGGUCGAAGAGGUGAAGCGCCACUAUGAACUGCUCGUCAGGGAUAUCCAUUACAUCGAAUCAGGUCAUGUGUCAUUCCCCAACUACUGAUCCCCUGAUCCAGUGAAGUCGGCAAUGGCCGGUUGAAGUAUCUAAAGCUCAGGUGAAGCAUAUGCAGUAAUAGAUAUACCUGUAUGGACUGGAUUGCCAUAUAGAAGCAUGUAAACGACUCUAAGAAGAUUGGUGAUCGCCGAUCUUGCAGCAGCCUAAUGUCUCUAUUGUACCUUUCACCUUCCCCGUCCAUCCUAUUGUAAUUCCACUAUAGACUGCGACAAACAUGUCUGUCUACUACUUUGUAUCAUGCUUAUUGCUUAAUAAAAACAAGUUUGGUAUAAUU